Messenger RNA from Notodromas monacha, 837 nucleotides. Lineage: Eukaryota; Metazoa; Arthropoda; Ostracoda; Podocopida; Cyprididae. The record is from the annotation of a GenBank genome assembly.
AUGACGCGCCCUCGGCUGUCUAUUCCGAGUUGCCGCUGCGAAUGCGUUGAUCGCCUCGGUUUCGACUCGCGUGCAUCUUCCUCAUCUGGGCUUUUCUCUUAUACGUCGCAAGGUUAUUAUGAGAAGAAGCUGCUCAACGAUCUCCUGGACGAGUACAACACACUAGAGCGGCCGGUGGAAAACGAAACGGACGCGCUUCGGCUCAGCUUCGGGCUGACGCUGAUGCAAAUUAUCGACGUGGAGUGGAUCGACGUGAAUCUCAAGUGGAAUGAGAGCGAGUAUGGAGACGUGAAGGACCUUCGCAUCCCACCGAGGCGCAUCUGGACGCCGGACGUUUUAAUGUACAACAGCGCUGACGAGGGCUUCGACGGCACCUUCAAGACGAACGUGGUUGUUCGGAGCAACGGGUCUUGCUUGUUCGUCCCUCCCGGGAUUUUCAAAAGCACUUGCAGGAUAGAUAUCACGUGGUUCCCGUUUGACGACCAGCAAUGCGAGAUGAAAUUCGGAUCUUGGACUUAUGACGGAUUCCAAAUCGAGCUGAACCUGAAGGACGAGAAUGGUGGUGACACCAGUAACUACAUCACUAAUGGAGAAUGGGAUCUUAUCAACGUGCCGGGAAAGAAGAACGUGAUGACGUAUGCUUGCUGCCCAGCACCGUACAUCGACAUCACAUUCGUCAUCCACAUUCGACGAAGAACUUUGUACUACUGCACGAAUUUGAUCGUCCCUUGCGUGCUCAUCUCAUCCAUGACCCUGCUGGGGUUCACGUUGCCACCCGAUUCCGGGGAGAAGCUCACCCUCGGCAAGUAUCCCUCUCCAUUCAUUCAUGACGCAUAA